AUUAUUAUUAUUUUAAUUUCAACUUAAAUUAAUACCCAUAAUCCUCUCUCUAUUCUCAGCAUUCACAUUUUUCAUUUGUCGCGUCACCAAAGCGUUACAUUUCUCACACACCGCUAUCUGUUUAUCUAUUUGUAUCUAUAUAUCAAAUGGCUAUGAUGUGGAGAGGAAAUUUGGUGAUUCAAUAUUGAUCGGAAUUUGAGAAUUCAAGCUAUGAGACUUGGUACUUGUUGAGUCAGGCAUACUCCAAUUUAGACCCUUGGUAUUAUAAUGAUUACGUACGAGCAAGAUCCUGAUGUUGUGCGAUGGGGUCUCCAGCUUUUCGACACUGAUCCAUAUCCUAAUUAUGGAGGCUGUGGUUCCAUUUUGCAACAAAAUACAGACUAUUGUCCUGGGGACUACCUUAAAGAAUAUAACUGUGGCUCAGAAUCUAGUAAUGCAGAAAACCAUGAUUUCUCAUUUAACUGUCUACAGGAAGAACUAUUACAACUUUCCGUUGCAGAACAAUCUAAAUCUUUCCAGGAGGGUGUAGACCAUUCGCAAACAUCUUUGUAUUCUCCAAAUUGGUUUACUCAGUCACCGGGAAACUACACCUUUGGAAAUGGGAAUUGCGAAGAAGAAGCAACUGAUUUGGAAGUAUCUGCUUCUUAUUCUAGCCCAGGAGGAGAGUCAUAUUGUGGGGAGGAGUGGUCAUAUUCACUAGACCUAAUGGAUGGGAAUGCUUUGGAUGGUGAAUUAGGCAAAAGAUUGAACCAGAUGAUUCCUAUUCCUCAUAUUCCUAGAAUUAAUGGUGAAAUACCCUCAAUUGAUAAAGCAACUUUAGAUCAUCAAAGGCUUCUAGACAGAUUACUGGUGUAUGAGCUGGUAGAAUUUAAGGUUCGAGGCGAUGGUAACUGCCAGUUUAGAGCUCUAUCAGAUCAAUUUUACCGUACUCCUGAGCAUCACAAAUUUGUGCGACAACAAGUAGUAAAUCAGCUCUCGUCUUGCCCAGAGAUAUACGAGGGAUACGUACCGAUGGCUUACGACCAAUAUUUGAAAAAGAUGUCCAAGAGUGGCGAAUGGGGUGAUCAUGUCACUUUGCAGGCUGCUGCAGAUUCGUAUGGUGUAAAAAUACUUGUCAUAACAUCAUUUGAGGACACCUGUUACAUUGAGAUACUCCCAAACAUUCAAAAGUCUGAACGAGUUAUUUUCUUGAGCUUUUGGGCUGAGGUUCAUUACAACUCAAUAUAUCCCGAAGGAGAUUGUCCGACAUUGAAGACGAAAAAGAAGAAGUGGCUGGUUACUCCAGAUGUGCAUUUGGAAUCACCAGAUGAUUUCAAUUGACAGAAUGGUAAUAGGUAAUUGAUCAUAUGCAACCAGUUUAUUUCUGUAGCAUCAGGAAGCCAUUCAACACCUGCAAGUUUUUCUCUGCUGCUGCUCUCAAUUGUUUGCACCUGCUGAUGCAAUUUAAUCUCGUUUCAUUCUGAAUAAUUUAAUUCUUCUUCACAUAUGUUAGCUUGUGCAGCAAGCGAAUGCCUUGAUCAUAAAUUUGUAACUUUUUGUUUAUCAAAACCAAUUACAUUGAGAAAUUCUGGAUCAAUGCAAAAUUAUCAAGAUUGUAUAUGAAACUUUUUGCAGCA
Olea europaea var. sylvestris is the source of this 1616-nucleotide messenger RNA. RefSeq lists its product as uncharacterized. The transcript is spliced from 11 exons. Gene Ontology annotation, biological process: protein deubiquitination. Lineage: Eukaryota; Viridiplantae; Streptophyta; Magnoliopsida; Lamiales; Oleaceae. The coding region runs from base 268 to 1320 and encodes 350 amino acids. Gene Ontology annotation, molecular function: cysteine-type deubiquitinase activity. The record is from RefSeq and is a predicted model, not a curated record.